CUCUGUCUGCAGAGGAAGCUUCAUGCACCGAUCACCUCCCAGCCUGCAAGGAAUCUUCUCAUAGCAUAAGAGUGUUCUCUGCUCUGGCAAGCAUCACCAUAGAGUGCAGCCAUGUCGUCAGACGCUGAGAUGGCCGUCUUUGGGGAGGCCGCUCCUUACCUCCGAAAAUCGGAAAAGGAGAGAAUUGAGGCCCAGAACAAACCUUUUGAUGCCAAGUCAUCUGUCUUCGUGGUUCAUGCAAAGGAAUCCUUUGUGAAAGGGACAGUCACAAGCAGGGAAUCAGGGAAAGUCACUGUCAAGACUGAAGGGGGAGAGACCCUGACGGUGAAGGAAGAUCAAAUCUUCUCCAUGAACCCUCCCAAGUAUGACAAAAUCGAGGACAUGGCCAUGAUGACCCACCUCCACGAACCCGCCGUGCUGUACAACCUCAAAGAGCGUUACGCAGCCUGGAUGAUCUACACCUACUCGGGUCUCUUCUGCGUCACUGUCAACCCCUACAAGUGGCUGCCGGUGUACAACCCCGAGGUGGUGUUGGCCUACCGAGGCAAGAAGCGCCAGGAGGCCCCUCCACACAUCUUCUCCAUCUCUGACAACGCCUAUCAGUUCAUGCUGACUGAUCGGGAGAACCAGUCCAUCCUGAUCACCGGAGAAUCCGGUGCUGGGAAGACUGUGAACACAAAGCGUGUCAUCCAGUACUUUGCAACAAUUGCAGCCAGUGGGGACAAGAAGAAGGAAGAGAAGUCAUCAGGCAAAAUGCAGGGGACGCUUGAGGAUCAAAUCAUCAGCGCCAACCCACUGCUGGAGGCCUUUGGAAACGCCAAGACCGUGAGGAACGACAACUCCUCACGCUUUGGCAAAUUCAUUCGAAUCCACUUUGGGGCCACAGGCAAGCUGGCUUCUGCUGACAUUGAAACAUAUCUGCUGGAGAAGUCCAGAGUCACUUUCCAGCUCAAGGCGGAAAGGAGCUACCACAUCUUUUAUCAGAUCAUGUCCAACAAGAAGCCAGAGCUAAUCGACAUGCUCCUCAUCACUACCAACCCAUAUGACUACCAGUUUGUGAGUCAAGGUGAGAUCACUGUCGCCAGCAUUAACGACCAGGAGGAGCUGAUGGCUACAGAUAGUGCCAUUGAAAUCCUGGGUUUCACGGCUGAUGAGAGAACAGCCAUCUACAAGCUGACAGGAGCUGUCAUGCACUACGGGAACCUGAAGUUCAAGCAGAAACAACGAGAGGAGCAGGCAGAGCCUGAUGGCACUGAAGUUGCUGACAAGGCUGCCUACCUGAUGGGGCUGAACUCAGCAGAUCUGCUCAAGGCCCUCUGCUACCCCCGCGUCAAGGUGGGGAAUGAAUACGUGACCAAGGGCCAAACUGUGCAGCAGGUGUACAAUUCAGUGGGUGCCCUGGCAAAGGCUGUCUAUGAGAAGAUGUUCCUGUGGAUGGUUGUUCGCAUCAAUGAACAGCUGGACACGAAGCAGCCCAGGCAGUAUUUCAUUGGUGUCCUGGACAUUGCUGGCUUUGAGAUCUUUGAUUUCAACAGCCUGGAGCAGCUGUGCAUCAACUUCACCAAUGAGAAACUGCAACAGUUCUUCAACCACCACAUGUUCGUGCUGGAGCAGGAGGAGUACAAGAAGGAGGGGAUUGAAUGGGAGUUCAUUGACUUUGGCAUGGACCUGGCUGCCUGCAUUGAGCUCAUUGAGAAGCCCAUGGGCAUCUUCUCCAUCCUGGAAGAGGAGUGCAUGUUCCCCAAGGCAACUGACACCUCUUUCAAGAACAAGCUCUAUGACCAGCACCUGGGCAAGUCCAACAACUUCCAGAAGCCCAAGCCUGGCAAAGGCAAGGCUGAAGCCCACUUCUCCCUGGUGCACUACGCUGGCACAGUGGACUACAACAUCACUGGCUGGCUGGAGAAGAACAAGGACCCUCUGAAUGAAACUGUCAUUGGGCUGUACCAGAAAUCAUCUGUGAAGACCCUGGCUUUACUCUUUGCCUCUGCUGGAGGAGAGGCAGAGGCUAGUGGUGGUGGUGGCGGCGGUGGCAAGAAGGGAGGCAAGAAGAAGGGUUCUUCCUUCCAGACCGUCUCAGCUCUUUUCCGGGAGAACCUCAACAAGCUGAUGACCAAUCUGCGGAGCACUCACCCCCAUUUUGUGCGCUGUAUCAUCCCCAAUGAGACUAAAACACCUGGUGCCAUGGAGCAUGAGCUGGUGCUGCACCAGCUGCGCUGUAACGGCGUGCUGGAAGGAAUCAGGAUUUGCAGGAAAGGGUUCCCCAGCAGAGUCCUCUAUGCUGACUUCAAACAGAGAUACAAGGUGCUUAAUGCCAGUGCCAUCCCCGAGGGACAGUUCAUUGACAGCAAGAAGGCUUCUGAGAAGCUCCUUGGCUCAAUCGAUGUGGACCACACCCAGUACAAAUUUGGACACACCAAGGUGUUCUUCAAAGCUGGGCUGAUAGGGCUCCUGGAGGAGAUGAGGGAUGAGAAGCUGGCACAGCUCAUCACCCGCACCCAGGCCAUGUGUAGGGGCUUCCUGGCGAGGGUGGCAUACCAGAGAAUGGUGGAGCGCAGGGAGUCCAUCUUCUGCAUCCAGUACAACAUUCGUUCAUUCAUGAAUGUCAAACACUGGCCAUGGAUGAAGCUGUUCUUCAAGAUCAAGCCCUUGCUGAAGAGUGCAGAGUCUGAGAAGGAAAUGGCCAACAUGAAACAAGAGUUUGAGAAAACCAAGGAAGACCUUGCAAAGUCGGAAGCAAAGCGGAAGGAGCUGGAGGAAAAAAUGGUUUCUCUACUGAAGGAGAAAAAUGACCUGCAGCUCCAAGUGCAGGCUGAAGCAGAUGCUUUGGCUGAUGCUGAGGAAAGGUGCGACCAGCUCAUCAAAACCAAAAUACAGCUGGAAGCCAAAGUCAAGGAGGUGACUGAAAGAGCAGAGGAUGAAGAGGAAAUUAAUGCUGAGCUGACAGCCAAGAAGAGGAAAUUGGAGGAUGAAUGUUCAGAACUGAAGAAAGAUAUUGAUGACCUUGAGCUAACACUGGCCAAGGUGGAGAAGGAAAAACACGCCACCGAAAACAAGGUGAAAAACCUGACUGAGGAGAUGGCAGGCCUGGAUGAGACCAUCGCCAAGCUGACCAAAGAGAAGAAAGCCCUCCAAGAGGCCCAUCAGCAGACCCUGGAUGACCUGCAGGCAGAGGAGGACAAAGUCAAUACUCUGACCAAAGCCAAGACCAAGCUGGAACAGCAAGUGGAUGAUCUGGAAGGGUCCCUGGAGCAAGAGAAGAAACUGCGCAUGGACCUGGAGAGAGCAAAGAGGAAACUGGAAGGAGACCUGAAGCUGGCCCAGGACAGCAUCAUGGAUUUGGAGAAUGAUAAGCAGCAGCUGGAUGAGAAACUGAAGAAGGUCCCUCCUGUUCUGCAGGCCCGCAUUGAGGAGCUGGAGGAGGAAAUUGAGGCAGAGCGAACCUCUCGCGCUAAAGCAGAGAAGCAUCGGGCUGACCUGUCCAGGGAGCUGGAGGAGAUCAGCGAGCGCCUGGAGGAAGCAGGAGGGGCCACAGCAGCUCAGGUGGAGAUGAACAAGAAGCGUGAGGCAGAGUUCCAGAAGAUGCGGCGGGACCUGGAAGAGGCCACGCUGCAGCACGAAGCCACGGCUGCCGCCCUGCGCAAGAAGCACGCGGACAGCACCGCUGAGCUGGGGGAGCAGAUCGACAACCUGCAACGUGUGAAGCAGAAGCUGGAGAAGGAGAAGAGUGAGCUGAAGAUGGAGAUUGAUGACUUGGCCAGCAACAUGGAGUCUGUCUCCAAAGCCAAGGCCAACCUGGAGAAGAUGUGCCGCACACUGGAAGAUCAACUCAGUGAGCUUAAGACCAAGGAAGAAGAGCAUCUGCGCAUGAUCAAUGACCUCAAUGCCCAAAGAGCUCGUCUGCAGACAGAGUCAGGUGAAUAUUCACGCCAGAUGGACGAAAAGGAUGCUUUGGUUUCUCAGCUGUCAAGAGGCAAACAGGCUUUCACCCAGCAGAUUGAGGAACUCAAGAGGCAUCUGGAGGAAGAGAUAAAGGCCAAGAGCGCCCUGGCCCAUGCCCUGCAGUCCGCUCGCCACGACUGUGACUUGCUCCGGGAACAAUAUGAGGAGGAGCAGGAGGCCAAGGGGGAGCUGCAGAGAGCCCUGUCCAAGGCCAACAGCGAGGUGGCUCAGUGGAGAACCAAAUACGAGACAGACGCCAUUCAGCGCACGGAGGAGCUCGAGGAGGCCAAGAAGAAGCUGGCCCAGCGUCUGCAGGAUGCAGAGGAACAUGUUGAGGCUGUCAAUGCCAAAUGUGCCUCCCUGGAAAAGACAAAGCAGAGGCUGCAGAAUGAAGUGGAGGACCUGAUGAUUGAUGUGGAGAGAUCCAAUGCUGCCUGUGCUGCUCUGGAUAAGAAGCAGAAGAACUUUGACAAGAUCCUGGCAGAAUGGAAGCAGAAGUAUGAGGAAACACAGGCUGAGCUGGAGGCCUCGCAGAAGGAGUCGCGCUCUCUGAGCACGGAGCUGUUCAAGAUGAAGAAUGCCUAUGAGGAGUCCUUGGACCACCUGGAAACAAUGAAGCGGGAGAACAAGAACUUGCAGCAGGAGAUUUCCGACCUCACGGAGCAGAUUGCAGAAGGAGGGAAGGCAAUUCAUGAGCUGGAGAAAGUGAAGAAGCAGAUUGAGCAGGAGAAAUCUGAACUGCAAGCCUCCCUAGAGGAAGCUGAGGCCUCCCUGGAACAUGAGGAGGGGAAGAUCCUGCGCCUGCAGCUUGAGCUCAACCAAGUGAAGUCUGAGAUUGACAGGAAGAUAGCAGAGAAAGAUGAGGAGAUUGACCAGCUGAAGAGGAACCACCUCAGAAUUGUGGACUCCAUGCAGAGUACUCUAGAUGCUGAGAUCAGGAGCAGGAAUGAAGCCCUUAGGCUGAAGAAGAAGAUGGAGGGAGACCUGAAUGAGAUGGAGAUUCAGCUGAGCCAUGCAAACCGCCAGGCUGCAGAGGCACAGAAGAACCUGAGAAACACUCAGGCAGUGCUGAAGGACACCCAGAUCCACCUGGAUGAUGCUCUUAGGACAAAGGAUGACCUGAAGGAGCAGGUGGCCAUGGUGGAGCGCAGAGCAAACCUGCUGCAGGCUGAAGUUGAGGAGCUCCGGGCAGCCCUGGAGCAGACGGAGAGGUCGAGGAAAGUGGCUGAGCAGGAGCUUCUGGAUGCCAGUGAGAGAGUUCAGCUCCUCCACACUCAGAACACCAGCUUAAUCAACACCAAGAAGAAGCUGGAAACAGACAUUUCCCAGAUCCAGAGUGAAAUGGAGGACACCAUCCAGGAAGCCCGCAAUGCUGAGGAGAAGGCCAAGAAGGCCAUCACAGAUGCUGCCAUGAUGGCAGAAGAGCUGAAGAAGGAGCAGGACACCAGUGCCCACCUGGAGAGGAUGAAGAAGAACCUGGACCAGACAGUGAAGGACCUGCAGCUUCGUCUGGAGGAGGCCGAGCAGCUGGCACUGAAGGGAGGCAAGAAGCAGAUCCAGAAGCUGGAGGCCAGGGUGCGGGAGCUGGAAGGGGAGGUUGAUGCUGAGCAGAAGCGCAGCGCUGAAGCCGUGAAGGGCGUGCGCAAGUACGAGCGGAGGGUGAAGGAACUGACCUACCAGUCUGAGGAAGACAGGAAGAAUAUUCUCAGGCUGCAGGAUCUGGUGGACAAGCUGCAAAUGAAAGUGAAAUCCUACAAGAGACAAGCUGAGGAAGCUGAGGAGCUGUCCAAUGUGAACCUCUCCAAGUUCCGCAAGAUCCAGCACGAGCUGGAGGAAGCCGAGGAGCGGGCUGACAUUGCAGAGUCACAGGUCAACAAGCUCCGAGUGAAAAGCCGGGAGUUUCACAGCAAGAAAAUAGGAGAGGAAGAGUGAGGAUGUCACAAGGCAGCAAAGUGACCUGAGGGAUGCACAAAAUGUGAACCCUCUAUCACUCCCUCCUGCAACAAGAGUUUAUAAAUUUGUCAGUGUCUAAGGGCUAAAGACCGUAGAUUUCUUUGCAUAAAAAGCAGUAGUUAUAUUUUAGUUUUGCUGUUAUUUAAGUGUUGACUGUGUUCAAACAAUUAAUAUUCAGGAGUAAACUCCUGAAUUUUCUGGAGUAAGAUUCUGAAACUCCAGUACUCCAACUACAGUAAGAGUAAUAGGCAUGAGAACACACAAAUUUUUUCACACUGUACCACAGUGUUUCCCAGCAAUGGAAUUUGUGAUUUAAAGUUAGAAUAUAUAAAUAUUAAAUAAAUAAUGUUCUUUAGAAAGAGAAA
This is a messenger RNA of Pseudopodoces humilis (Tibetan ground-tit), 6260 nucleotides long. The record is from RefSeq and is a predicted model, not a curated record. Lineage: Eukaryota; Metazoa; Chordata; Aves; Passeriformes; Paridae.